UGAUCGUUGUGUGUCUUGGAUAGCAACAUAUGGAUGGAGUGUUUGCAAAGUUUCGUCAUUUAAAACUUAAAGGACUUUAUUUUAUUAUUCGAACGUGCUUGAACCGCCGUCAAAUGUUUGACUGAAAUUACAAAUUGGAAUUGAAGAGUUCAUGUUACUACUAUUUGAUACAUAUACAUUUUACAUCCAAAAGUUGGUAUCAUAUGGGAAAAUGAGAAAUUAUAACAAACAUGGAUGUGUGACAAUUAUGGUUUGUGAGCGGAGCUUAAUUCACUUUUAACUUAGUCAGUCAAUGUGUAACCCUAGCGUUCAACCGAAAAUAAUAUCAGCUUUUAUCGUGCGUCCAAGUUUAUAAAUAGGGAUUCAUAAGCGUCGCAUCACGACAUUUAGAACACUAUUCCUGACAUAGAAUGUAGACACUGUUUAGUGAGUGAUUUUAUGAGAUAGAGGAUCCUAUCAUUUCUGCAAGAGAUAUUUUCAGGACAUUCUUGAGAUAUAUUGAGGGCAACACUAUUCCGAAUAGAUAUUCAGGACACGACCAUUUCUGAGAGAUAUUCAGGACAUCACCAUUUCUGAGAGAUUAUCAGAACACAACUUUUUUGAGAGAUAAUUAGGACACCACUAUUUCUGAGAGAUAUUCAGGACACCAUUCCUGAGCGAAUAAAAUGGAUCGUAUAAAUGUAAGUCGUUUGUCAUUUCGACGCAAAGGGAGUCACAAAAAGGAUAAACAUCGACAAGAACAUUUCGAAAACAGCAGUGAGGAUAUACCAAGGAUCAAAUACAUCAGUCAGACUGAAGCUCAGAGCAUUGAUCAACAGCUGUUUACGGAAUAUGCCUUCAGUGUUGACCAACUUAUGGAACUGGCCGGUUAUAGCUGCGCCGUUGCAAUAGCGAAGUGUUAUCCCGUCGAAGAGAUGACAAAAGACAACCACGCCGUGUUGGUUUGUUGUGGUCCGGGAAAUAACGGAGGGGAUGGUUUGGUGUGUUCGAGACAUCUUAAAAUGUUUGGCUACAAGCCGACCAUUUUCUACCCGAAGCGGCCAUCCAAACCCCUGUUCGAAGCGUUGUAUCAGCAAUGUGAAGGGAUGGGCAUGCCUGUUUUAUCUUUCUUCCCAUCAGAAGCUCACCUUAUAACCGACUCGUACAACUUCGUUGUUGAUGCCUUGUUUGGAAUUAAUUUUAAAGCCCCCGUGAGACCGGAAUUUGAACCAGUCAUGGAGACGCUGAAAAAGGUUGAGUCCCCCAUUUGCAGCAUUGAUGUCCCCUCAGGAUGGGACAUUGAAAAAGGCAACGCUAACGGUCUACAACCCGAAAUGCUUAUCUCGCUAACUGCUCCUAAACUGUGUGCUCACCUUUUCAAAGGAAAGCAUCACUAUCUUGGCGGGAGAUUCGUUCCGCGUACGUUGGAGCAGAAAUACGAGCUGAACCUGCCGCCUUAUCCUGGUACUGACUGUGUGGUCGAGUUAAAGGAUUCUCAAGAUGACGGCAACGCCUAGUGUCUUCUAUGACACCGGAAACAGUCGUCUAUUGUCUGUGUGCAUUUCUUUUUAAUUGCUAGCUUUGUUCUUUCAUUUUGUCUUGAGAAGUAUAAUAAUUUAUCAUAUGUGAACAACGGAGAAAGCGAUAUAUCGAUACAUUUCUACGAGUAAGCUAAGUGUUGAUUAAAAAGAAGUUAUCAAGUUUACGGCAUAAGGAUAUGCGAUAUUUUCAGUUGCCAUUGUAUGAUGUAAUGCAGAUUUUAUAUGUGUCAAUUUUUAUCAGAAAGAAAUACGACAUUAAAUUCAGUGAGUUAAAUUUAUAAAGUGACCUAUUUUAUUUUCGCCUUUUUUUAAA
This is a messenger RNA of Mya arenaria, 1833 nucleotides long. Its product is annotated as NAD(P)H-hydrate epimerase-like. The transcript has 8 exons. The record is from RefSeq and is a predicted model, not a curated record. Gene Ontology annotation, cellular component: mitochondrion. Gene Ontology annotation, molecular function: NAD(P)HX epimerase activity. Lineage: Eukaryota; Metazoa; Mollusca; Bivalvia; Myida; Myidae. The coding region runs from base 666 to 1496 and encodes 276 amino acids.